GCAAGCCAAGCCAGGUCGGGAAAGCUAAACCCUCCCCUCCCCCCUCCCUCUAUCUCCGCCUCGGCCGCUCGCCGCCGCGUCGGCUCUGGAGCCGCCGCCGCCGCCGCCGCCGUCGCCAUGAAGCCCUCGCCGCACUUCCCGGAGAUCGGGAAGAAGCCCAAAGAUUUGAUAGCCAAGGAACACGGGUUCAACAUCGCGGCGUACAUCUCGUCGGGAGCGGAUGUUAUUGCUGCCGCCCUAAGAAAACAUGUUGAGGAAGAAGCUCGAGAUCUGAGUGGCGAGGCUUUUCUGAGAUUUAUGGAACAGCUCUAUGAACAGAUAUGUAGUCUCUUGCAAAGCAACGAUGUUGCUGAAAAUUUACUUGCUCUUCGUGCUAUUGAUGCUUUGAUCGAUAUGCCUUUCGGAGAAGGUGCUUCAAAGGUUUCUAAGUUCGCAAAUUUCUUGCGAACUGUUUUUGAAGUCAAGCGUGAUCCUGAAGUUCUAGUUCCAGCAAGCGCAGUGCUUGGCCAUUUAGCAAAAGCUGGCGGUGCAAUGACUGCAGAUGAGGUGGAGCGUCAGAUUAAAACGGCUUUAGGAUGGCUUGGUGGGGAUCGAGUGGAGUAUCGCCGCUUUGCUUCUGUCCUUAUUCUCAAAGAGAUGGCUGAAAAUGCAUCAACAGUUUUCAAUGUUCAUGUUCCUGAAUUUGUUGAUGCUAUAUGGGUAGCACUGAGAGAUCCCAAACAGGCUGUUCGUGAGCGAGCAGUGGAAGCAUUGCGUGCCUGUCUCCAUGUUAUUGAAAAACGUGAGACACGUUGGCGUGUGCAAUGGUAUUACCGCAUGUGUGAAGCAGCACAGGUUGGUCUUGGAAAAAAUGCCUCUGUUCAUAGCAUUCAUGGCUCGCUAUUGGCUGUUGGAGAAUUAUUGAGGAAUACUGGGGAGUUUAUGAUGUCUAGGUACAGAGAAGUGGCUGAUAUAGUCCUCAAUUACCUAAGACACCGGGAUCAGCUUGUUCGUCGUAGUAUAACUUCGCUUCUUCCUCGAAUUGCUCACUUCCUGCGUGACAGAUUUGUGACCAACUACUUAAAGAUUUGCAUGGAUCAUAUCUUGUUUGUUUUACGUACACCGGAUGAGCGUGCUAGUGGCUUUGUUGCUCUUGGAGAGAUGGCUGGCGCUCUUGGUGCUGAACUUGUGCCCUAUUUGCCUUUAAUUACCUCACACUUGCAUGAUGCGAUUGCUCCUCGUAGGGGACGCCCAUCUCUUGAGGCAAUUUCUUGUGUGGGAAGUUUCGCAAAAGCUAUGGGUCCUGCAAUGGAACCUCAUAUACGUGGUGGACUACUAGAUGCGAUGUUUUCUGCUGGUCUUUCUGAUAAACUUGUAGAGGCACUUGAGUCUAUAAGUACCAGCAUCCCAUCUCUACUGCCAACAAUACAGGAACGAUUGUUGGAUUGUAUAUCUCAAGCACUGCCAAAGUCAUCCGUGAGGCCUGGUGCUGCUGUUGGCCGAGGAAGCAGAUCAAGCAGUUUGCAGCAGUUUGUGGAUUCUGGUGGUCCAGUUCUUGUGCAGCUUGCAUUGGGGACUCUAGCAAAUUUCAACUUUAAGGGUCAUGAGCUUCUGGAAUUUGCUAGAGAGAGUGUCAUCCUUUAUCUGGAAGAUGAGGAUUGCAGUACCCGUAAAGCUGCUGCAACAUGCUGCUGCAAACUAGUUGCGCAUUCCCUUUCAGCUUCGUCUAGCUCACAGUUUAGCUCAAACCGGCCAAAUCGUAUGGGAGGAGCUAAGCGUCGCCGCCUUGUAGAAGAGAUUGUGGAGAAACUUCUUAUGGCUGCAGUUGCUGAUGCUGAUGUUGGUGUUAGAAGUUCUGUAUUCAAGGCUCUAUAUCGGAAUCCAUCUUUUGAUGAUUUUUUGGCCCAAGCUGACAUCAUGACUUCAAUUUUUGUUGCCUUAAAUGAUGAGGAGUACCAUGUCAGAGAAUUGGCAAUAUCAGUUGCAGGUAGAUUGUCUGAAAAAAAUCCUGCUUAUGUACUGCCUGCCCUUCGCCGUUAUCUUAUACAGUUGCUCACAUAUCUUGACCAAAGUAUGGAUAGCAAGUGUAGAGAGGAAAGUGCUAGAUUGUUGGGUUGCUUAAUUAGGAGUUGUGCACGACUCAUUCUUCCUUAUAUUGCUCCAAUUCACAAGGCACUAGUGGCUAGGUUACGUGAAGGAACAGGACCGAAUGCUAAUAAUGCGCUUGCAGCAGGAGUGCUUGCUACUGUUGGAGAGUUGGCCAAAGUGGGUGGUUUUGCAAUGAGGCAAUAUCUUCCUGAGCUAAUGCCUCUAGUUGUGGAUGCUCUUUUGGAUGGAGGUGCUGUUAGUAAAAGGGAAGUGGCAGUAGCAACCCUUGGACAAGUUAUCCAAAGCACAGGCUAUGUUAUCUCUCCUUAUAAUGAGUAUCCUCCAUUGCUUGGUUUACUCUUGAAAUUGCUGAAUGGCGAAUUGGAAUGGUCUACUAGACUGGAAGUGCUGAAGGUUUUAGGUAUUAUGGGUGCAUUGGACCCGCACGCACAUAAGCGUAAUCAACAUAAGCUACCUGGUCAACAUAGGGAGGUCUUGCGGCCAACGAUGGAAACAGCACAACAUAUUGUUUCCAUGGAAGAACUGCCAACUGAUUUCUGGCCAUCCUUUUCAGCAUCUGAGGACUAUUAUUCAACAGUUGCAAUUAGUUCUCUCAUGCGGAUUCUUCAUGAUCCUUCCCUUUCAAGUUAUCAUCAGAUGGUGGUUGGCUCUCUUAUAUUUAUUUUUAAGUCGAUGGGACUUGGCUGUGUUCCAUAUUUACCAAAGGUUCUCCCUGAGCUAUUCCGCGCUGUUCGCAUGUGUGAGGAUGGUGGUUUGAAAGAGUUCAUUACCUGGAAGCUUGGGACAUUGGUAUCUAUUGUUCGACAGCACAUUCGGAAAUAUUUACAAGAAAUACUCUCUCUUGUGUCUGAAUUGUGGACUUCCUCAUUCAGCUUACCUGCACCAAAUCGGACUGUCCAAGGUCCACAAGCUUCUCCGGUUCUUCACCUUGUUGAACAACUAUGCUUGGCACUGAAUGACGAAUUCAGAAUGUAUAUACUUCACAUAUUGCCAAGUUGUAUUCAAGUCCUGGGUGAUGCUGAACGCUGCAAUGACUAUUACUAUGUUCCUGACAUAUUGCACACCCUAGAGGUGUUUGGAGGAAAUUUGGAUGAGCACAUGCACUUGGUUGCUCCAGUACUUGUUCGGUUAUUUAAAGUGGAGCUAGUUGAUAUCAGACGCCGUGCCAUUGUCACUUUGACUAAACUCAUACCUACGGUGCAGGUUGGUACUCAUGUUUCGGUUUUGGUGCAUCAUCUAAAGCUAGUUUUGGAUGGAAACAAUGAUGAUCUACGGAAAGAUGCAGCAGAGGCGCUUUGUUGUCUUGCACAUGCUCUUGGAGAAGAUUUUACAAUAUUCGUGUCAUCAAUACACAAGCUUCUUGUGAAGCACCAUAUGCGGUAUAGAAAAUGGGAUGAGAUUGAAAAUCGAUUACUAAGGCGAGAGCCACUCAUCUCUGAGAACUUAUCAGUACAAAAGUACACACAAUGCCCGCCUGAAGUCAUUAGUGACCCUCUUGAUGAUUUUGGUGGUGUUCCUUCUGAGGAGGCUGAUGAAACACAGCGGCAACCAAGAAGUCAUCAAGUCAAUGAUGUUCGACUGAGAAGUGCCGGUGAGGCUUCUCAAAGGAGCACUAGAGAAGAUUGGGCUGAAUGGAUGAGGCACUUCAGUAUUGCGCUUCUCAAAGAAUCACCAUCUCCUGCUUUACGCACUUGCGCAAGACUAGCACAACUUCAGCCUUCUGUUGGUCGUGAGUUGUUUGCUGCGGGCUUUGCAAGUUGCUGGGCCCAAAUGAAUGAAACAUCCCAGGAGCAACUUGUGAGAAGUCUCAAGACUGCAUUCUCAUCUCAGAACAUACCUCCAGAAAUUCUUGCCACACUGCUGAACUUGGCAGAGUUUAUGGAACAUGAUGAGAAGCCGCUUCCAAUUGAUACAAGACUGCUCGGUGCACUUGCUGAAAAGUGUCGAGCAUUUGCAAAAGCACUGCAUUAUAAAGAAAUGGAGUUUGAAGCUGUAUGUUCCAAGAAGAUGGGUGCAAAUCCUGUUACUGUUGUUGAAUCUCUUAUUCAUAUUAACAACCAAUUACACCAGCAUGAGGCAGCUAUUGGGAUAUUGACUUACUCACAACAACAUUUAGAAGUUCAAUUGAAGGAGUCCUGGUACGAAAAAUUGCACCGUUGGGAUGAGGCCUUGAAGGCAUACAAAGCAAAGUCAUCUCAAGCAUCUGGGCCAUUACAAAACUUGGAUGCUACAUUAGGUCGAAUGAGGUGUCUAGCAGCCUUGGCCCGUUGGGAAGAUUUAAGUGCAUUAUGCAGGGAGCAAUGGACUGGCUCAGAACCAUCUGCCCGACUAGAAAUGGCUCCGAUGGCUGCCAAUGCUGCUUGGCAUAUGGGUGAGUGGGACCACAUGGCUGAAUAUGUUUCUCGUCUGGAUGAUGGGGAUGAAAACAAGCUCCGGAUAUUGGGUAACACAACAGCUAGUGGUGACGGAAGCAGCAAUGGUGCUUUCUUUAGGGCUGUUCUUUCAGUUCGUUGCAAAAAGUAUGAAGAAGCUCGUGUAUAUGUUGAGAGAGCUCGGCGGUGUUUGGCUACAGAACUUGCAGCAUUGGUACUUGAGAGUUAUGAGCGUGCUUAUAAUAAUAUGGUGCGGGUUCAACAGCUUUCUGAGCUGGAAGAGGUGAUUGAUUACUGCACUCUUCCAAUGGAAAGUCCAAUAGCUGACAGCCGGAGGGAACUUAUCCGUAAUAUGUGGAAUGAGCGUAUUAAAGGAACAAAACGGAAUGUUGAGGUGUGGCAAGCCUUACUUGCUGUUAGAGAGUUGGUUCUCCCUCCUAAUGAAGACAGAGACACCUGGAUAAAAUUUGCCAAACUUUGCUGGAAGAGUGGCCGCAUUAGUCAGGCUAAAUCUACCUUAGUCAAACUCUUACAGUUUGAUCCAGAAUCUUCCCCUGAAUUGACGCUGUAUCAUGGACAUCCUCAAGUAGUCCUGGCAUACCUGAAGUACCAGUAUGCUGUUGGAGAUGAGCUUAAACGAAGGGACGCGUUUUGCAGGCUACAGGAUUUGUCUGUGCAGCUUGCUACCGCAACAAAUAGUUAUUCUGGAACAUUAGCAAGCCAGGUUGCCACAUCAAAUGCUGGAGUACCACUUAUUGCUCGCGUCUAUUUGACACUUGCUAGCUGGAAGAGAGCAUUAUCACCUGGGUUAGACGAUGAUUCUAUUCAAGAAAUAUUGGUCUCUUACAAAAAUGCCACACUUAAUGCCAAGGACUGGGGCAAGGCAUGGCACUUAUGGGCCUUGUUCAACACUGAAGUCAUGUCCCGCUAUACUUUGCGUGGUCGACCAGAUAUUGCAGGAAAAUAUGUUGUUGCAGCAGUAACUGGGUAUUUCUACUCUAUUGCUUGCGCAUCCACGACAAAAGGUGUUGAUGAUAGCUUACAGGAUAUCCUUCGUCUCUUGACUCUUUGGUUUAAUCAUGGGGCUACCUCAGAGGUUCAAAUGGCACUGCAGAAAGGCUUUUCACUUGUCAAUAUAGAAAUGUGGUUGGUUGUCCUUCCCCAGAUAAUUGCAAGGAUCCAUUCAAAUAAUAAAAUAGUGAGAGAACUGAUACAGUCAUUGCUGGUUCGAAUUGGAAAGGAUCAUCCACAGGCAUUGAUGUAUCCUCUGUUGGUUGCUUGCAAAUCAAUAAGCAUAUUAAGACAACGAGCGGCGCAAGAGGUCGUCGAUAAGAUCCGCCAACAUAGUGGAGGUCUUGUUGAUCAGGCACAGCUUGUUUCAAAGGAACUGAUACGAGUUGCCAUUCUGUGGCAUGAGAUGUGGCAUGAGGCUCUUGAGGAAGCUAGCAGGAUGUAUUUUGGUGAGCACAAUAUUGAGGGAAUGCUUGCAGUGCUUGAACCAUUGCAUGCAAUGCUCGAGAGGGGUCCUGAGACAAUAAAAGAAAAUACUUUCAUUCAGGCUUAUGGUCAUGAAUUACUGGAAGCCCACGAAUGCUGUUUAAAAUAUCGGGCUACAGGAGAGGAUGCUGAGUUAACUAAGGCAUGGGAUUUGUAUUACCAUGUUUUCAGAAGAAUAGACAAACAGCUUCCAAGUCUUACAACUUUGGAUUUGCACUCUGUGUCACCCGAGCUUCUUGAGUGUCGAAAGUUGGAGCUUGCUGUACCAGGAACUUAUUCUGCAGAUGCACCACUUGUGACAAUUGAGUAUUUUGUUCCUCAAUUGAUUGUUAUAACAUCUAAACAAAGACCAAGAAAACUGACAAUUCAUGGAAGUGAUGGCAACGAUUAUGCAUUCUUGCUGAAAGGCCAUGAAGAUUUACGGCAGGAUGAGCGUGUAAUGCAGCUUUUUGGCCUGGUGAAUACUCUGCUGGAGAACUCUAGGAAAACUUCAGAGAAAGAUCUGUCAAUCCAAAGAUAUGCUGUCAUACCUUUGUCUCCUAACAGUGGUUUAAUUGGAUGGGUUCCAAAUUGUGACACACUUCAUGCCCUGAUCCGUGAAUAUAGAGAUGCCAGGAAGAUUUUCUUAAAUCAGGAGCACCGAUGUAUGUUGAGUUUUGCACCUGAUUAUGACCACUUACCCCUCAUCGCCAAAGUAGAAGUAUUUCAGCAUGCCCUAGAAAACAGUGAAGGAAAUGACCUUGCAAAGGUUCUCUGGCUUAAAAGCCGAACCUCUGAAGUAUGGCUUGAGCGGCGCACAAAUUAUACGAGAAGUCUGGCUGUUAUGAGCAUGGUUGGCUAUUUGCUUGGUUUAGGAGAUCGGCAUCCAAGUAAUCUUAUGUUAGAUCGUUAUAGUGGAAAAAUAUUACAUAUUGACUUUGGCGAUUGCUUUGAGGCUUCAAUGAAUCGUGAAAAGUUUCCCGAAAAGGUUCCAUUUCGCUUGACUAGAAUGCUUGUGAAAGCCAUGGAAGUUAGUGGUAUUGAGGGUACCUUCAGAACCACUUGCGAAAAUGUGAUGCAAGUACUUCGAACAAACAAGGAUAGCGUUAUGGCUAUGAUGGAGGCAUUUGUGCAUGACCCAUUAAUCAAUUGGCGUCUGUUCAAUUUCAAUGAAGUCCCUCAAGUUACAAACUAUGGAAAUGCUCACAGUCACACAGUUGUCAAUAGCGAAGAAGCUGCUAAUCGGGAGCUCAUGCAACCACCCCGGGGAGCUCGGGAGAGAGAACUGCUACAGGCGGUCAAUCAACUCGGUGAUGCUAACGAGGUUUUGAAUGAGCGUGCCGUAGCUGUGAUGGCACGAAUGAGUCAUAAGCUCACAGGGCGCGAUUUCUCUUCCGGAUCAUCGUUGUCGGGGGCGGGAAGCUCCACCCAACAUGGUAACGAGCAUCUGGCUUCAGGAGACACUCGAGAGGUGGAACCUGGUUUAUCCGUGAAGGUUCAGGUUCAGAGGCUUAUACUUCAAGCGACUUCGCAUGAAAACUUGUGCCAAAACUACGUCGGGUGGUGCCCGUUUUGGUGAGCCUUCCGUAAGCAGUGCCAUGUACAUAUUGUAAAUAACGUGUACAUAUAGAUAGAUAUCUUGUAAAGAGUGUUGUAUUUGGGCAGUGUACAUGUACCAGAAUUUCAUUUGUUAAUGAAAGCCGUCAUUGGCAUCUUCGUGUUA
This is a messenger RNA of Oryza sativa Japonica Group (Japanese rice), 7659 nucleotides long. The record is from RefSeq and is a predicted model, not a curated record. NCBI's taxonomy places the organism in Eukaryota, Viridiplantae, Streptophyta, Magnoliopsida, Poales, Poaceae.